CAUAGUAAAAAUUGAUGAAGACGUCGAUCAUCCUGUCAGUGAUUUAAAUUGUAGAAAAACAGCAUUUAUGAAAACACUAUAAUAUCACGCUGGAAUAACAUGACAGAUUUAUCGGUACUAAAACUAAUGAGAAAAUAAAAAACUCGUGACUUAAUAAAGAGCUUUAAUGAGAAUAAAGCUCCGUGAUCGGAAAGGUGAGAUUGCUGGACGGAAACGUCAAACGAGAGUCAAACUUGGCUAGAUUCUCGAACUCGGAGACGAUGCAGCGGUACGACAUCCUGAUCCAGGAAAUCGAGGGUAUCGACGACUACUUAGGCCCAACAUUCCGAGCGAUUUAUGAUGGUCAUGAGCAUCAAAAGUUUAUGGAAAAGCUUGAUGAUCGCAUCAAAGCACAUGACAAGGACAUCGAAAGGAUGUGCAAUCAUCACUAUCAGGGAUUCAUCGAUUCUAUUCGAGAGCUUUUGCAAGUUCGCUCACAGGCGCAACAGUUGAAUGUGGAGAUUCUGGAGCUCGACAAGUGCAUCACUGCUACGUCUACUAAAGUGAUUGAGAAAGGUGAAGAACUUGUAAAGGCUCGCAAAGUUGAGAGUAACAUGGCUGCUGCUGUAGACAGUCUCACAAUGUGCCUUCCUGUCUUAGCUGCAUAUGCAAAAUUACAGAAACAAUUAAAAGAUAAACGUUAUUAUCCAGCCUUGAAAACUCUGGAGCAAUUGGAACAUCAUGAUUUGCCAAAAGUUACAAAUUAUAGAUUUUCCUCUCAAAUCACACAACAAAUUCCACAAUUACGUGAAAAUAUAAAGGAUGCAUCCAUGUCUGAUUUACGAGAUUUUCUAGAAAAUAUUAGAAAGCAUUCACCAAAGAUCGGGGAAGUUGCGAUGAGGCAUACUGCUGAACAAUUAGCAACUGAGGCAGAAAUCAUAGGAAGAAAGAAAAAAAAAUCUUACAUGAAUCAGUCAAAUGAGACUGAGGAAGAACUGAGUGCUCAAGAUUUAAUGGAUUUUAGUCCUGUGUAUCGAUGUAUGCAUAUCUAUACUGUGCUUCGGGAAGGAGAAACUUUUAAAACGUACUACAGACAACAAAGAAAACAACAAGCUAGACUAGUUUUACAGCCGCCUAUCAAUAUGCAUGAGAGUAUAAUCGGAUAUCAAACUUAUUUACACGGUAUUAUUGGUUUCUUCGUGGUAGAAAAUCAUAUACUAAAUACAGGUAACGGAUUAGCUACUCACGCAUAUUUGGAUGAGCUUUGGACCAUGGCGUUAUCCACCAUAGUGAAUGCUUUACGUACACACUCGGCAUAUUGCACAGACGCUACACUUAUACUAAAUAAAAAUCUAAUUAUGUUAUUCAAUACUACUUUAAGAGAUUAUGGUUACUCUGUGGAACAGUUAUGGGAUUUGUUACAAGAAAUUAGAGUUCAUUACAAUGAAGUAUUGAUGCAACAUUGGGUUCAAGUAUUCAGGGAUAUUUUGGAUGAAGAUAGCUUCUUGCCAAUUCAGGUUACGACACAAGCAGAAUAUGAUGAAAUUUUGAAUCUAUUUCCUUAUCAUGACGAGGAAUUGCAAAAAGCUGAAUUUCCCAAAAAAUUUCCAUUUUCAGACAUGGUACCGAAGGUGUAUCAGCAAGUAAAAGAGUUUAUCUAUGCUUGUUUAAAAUUCUCAGAGGAUUUGAAUUUUACGCAAACGGAGAUUGAUGAAAUGAUAUGCAAGUCAACAAAUCUUUUAUUAACAAGAACUUUCAGCGGAUGCUUAUCAUCAUUAUUUCGCAAGCCGUCUUUAGCACUUUUGCAAGUGGUACAAAUCAUAAUAAACACGGGAUAUUUAGAAAAAUCUACAAAAUAUUUAGAAGAAUUUGUGACAAAUAUUACUGGUACGCCACAUCAAGGGCAAUUAAGCUGCAUGGGUGUGGAAUCCGCUAUGUUUCGAGUCGCGCGAGAUGAUGCUGAAAAGCAGAUUUGCGAUAAGCUGAAAAACAAGCUGGAUGAAUUUUUAGAGUUGGAAAAUUAUGACUGGAACUUAGCGGAACCUCAAGGACAUGCUUCAGGAUUCAUUACGGAUCUCAUUGCGUUUUUGCAAAGCACCUUCACGUGCUUCACUAAUUUACCGGAUGAAGUAGCUCAAGUAGCAUGCAAAUCCGCAUGUUCUCACAUUGCUAAAGCCAUUUUAGGCAUAUUAAUAAGUGAAGAUGUAAAACAGAUAUCCAUGGGUGCAUUGCAACAAGUUAAUUUAGAUACGAUACAGUGCGAACAAUUUGCUGCUUCGGAACCAGUUGUUGGUCUACCAGAAGGAACUUUAUUGCAAUACUUUUCGCAAUUACGACAAUUACUAGACUUAUUUAUGAGUUGGGAUUGGCCUACUUAUUUUCACGAUUAUGGACAUGAUUCUAGCAAAUAUAAUUUAGUAACUCCGAAUAUGGCUGUGCUUCUUCUGGAAAACAGAUUAAGUAUGAUGUAUAAAGUUCCAAUUGCUACACCUCCAUAUACAGUGUAA
This is a messenger RNA of Pogonomyrmex barbatus (red harvester ant), 2486 nucleotides long. RefSeq names its product exocyst complex component Sec15 (gene Sec15). NCBI's taxonomy places the organism in Eukaryota, Metazoa, Arthropoda, Insecta, Hymenoptera, Formicidae. The record is from RefSeq and is a predicted model, not a curated record. Gene Ontology annotation, biological process: Golgi to plasma membrane transport; exocytosis; intracellular protein transport. Gene Ontology annotation, cellular component: exocyst; membrane.